Messenger RNA from Linderina pennispora, 704 nucleotides. RefSeq lists its product as uncharacterized. The transcript has 2 exons. The record is from RefSeq and is a predicted model, not a curated record. NCBI's taxonomy places the organism in Eukaryota, Fungi, Kickxellomycota, Kickxellomycetes, Kickxellales, Kickxellaceae. The coding region runs from base 254 to 622 and encodes 122 amino acids.
AGCGGUUGGUUUAGAAGAAACCUGCGCCAUUUCUGCUCUGCCAGUUUUUUUCCUUUCUACUCUGCCUUGCUAUCUUUCUAACCAAUAUCCAGCAGCAUAGCACCACUCUUGUACAGAUACUAUUAUUACUAUUCUCACUUGGCAUCUCGCAGACACUGCCUUACGUAAACAGCACGCGAUUGCCAACCCUCGCACGAAACUAACCCGACUGCGCUACGCUGUUUUUCGGUGGCUGGCAUUUACCCACAUCAUAAUGUACAUUCCUUCAGAGCCAUCGCACAGGCUGCUGGUACUCCGCGCAUCUGGCUCGGGGGGUGACUCGCAGUCGGCGUGGAACUACGUCGCGGGUCUACCACCGGCGGGCCGAGCGGCAGCGUGCGCGCGCAGAGCGGCACCGCAACAAGCUGACCGAGGCCGAUCUCGAGGUGCUCCCGCUCUACACCCUAACGGAGGACUCUAUCCGGGACAUCCUGCGGCCGCACGCCCACCGCAAGGAGCUCAAGGGCGCGGCCGAUGCUCCAGGACCCAGUUCGAAAUCACAGAGCCCGAAGCCGCGCAUUUGCCGGAACCAAAAGCGGACGGGAUUGCCGGCGCAUCAGGCCGACGCCGAAUUGGACGAUAGCUCGCGGUAUGCGCCGACCGAGACCGACGCCAGCUGCGUGAUAUGCCUUGAGGAGUACGUGCCUGGCAAUUCGGUUCGUGUG